GGGGUUAAGAUCUGAGCUAAACGAAAGACGGAAAACCCUGACGGCAGAAAUCACAAAAAAACUUUGCUAGCUUAACAGCUAGUCCGCGGAGUCGUUUGUAAUUUAUUGUUAUUGGUAUAAUUAAUUUUAUUAUUAUUACUGUGCUAAAAUGGAGUCUUUGCGGUGUUUGAGCAUCUCCCAUCAUCUGGAGGAGUUUAAAGAUGACGGUUUGCAGACCGUGACCUCUGCAGAGCAGAGUAAAGUUGAACGCAGCAUUAAAGAGGUGCUCAGUGUUUACCAGCAAAUCCACCCUUCACCCCAGCCAACGUUACUACGAGAACAACACUACCAAUAUCUGAAGAAAGGUUUACGCCAUCUCUCGGAUGCCUACGAGUGUUUGGAUGCCAGUCGGCCUUGGCUGUGUUACUGGAUCCUGCACAGUCUGGAGCUUCUGGAGGAACCCGUGCCUGCUUCUGUAGCAUCAGAUGUGUGCCAGUUCCUGGCGCGGUGCCAGAGCCCGAAAGGGGGUUUCGCAGGAGGUCCGGGGCAGCACGCUCACCUGGCACCCACAUACGCCGCCGUAAACGCCCUAUGCAUUCUGGGAACGGAGGAGGCCUACAGCGUCAUAAACAGAGAGACGCUCCUGGACUUCCUGUUCACGGUGAAACAGGCAGAUGGCUCCUUUGUGAUGCAUGUGGGUGGGGAGGUGGACGUCAGGAGUGCGUACUGCGCGGCCUCAGUGGCCUCUCUCACCAACAUCCUGACCCCCAAACUGUUCGAGGGAACACACAACUGGAUCCUCAGCUGUCAGAAUUGGGAAGGUGGCUUGGGAGGGAUGCCCGGUCUGGAGGCUCACGGUGGCUACACCUUCUGUGGCAUGGCAGCUCUGGUCAUCCUGGGAAAGGAACACAUGCUGGACCUCAAGGCCUUAUUACGCUGGGUCACGAGCAGGCAGAUGCGUUACGAGGGCGGUUUUCAGGGUCGCUGUAACAAGCUGGUGGACGGCUGUUACUCGUUCUGGCAGGCCGGCCUGCUGCCGCUGCUCCACAGAGCGCUCUUUAAAGACGGAGACGAGACGCUGAGCGUGAGCAGUUGGAUGUUCGAGCAGCAAGCGCUACAGGAAUACAUCCUGCUCUGCUGCCAGAACCCUGGAGGAGGCCUGCUGGACAAACCGGGCAAGUCCCGGGAUUUUUACCACACGUGCUACUGUUUGAGCGGUCUCUCGAUAGCACAGCACUUCGGGAACAAAGAUCUCCACCACCAGCUGGUCGUCGGGAGAGCUGAGAACAGACUGGCGCCGACUCACCCGGUGUACAACAUCUGCCCUGAGAGAGUUGCCCGAGCCAUCCAGCAUUUCCACAAGCUGCCUGCACCGGCGCCGAGAGGAGCUCCAGCGAGCGCACACCACCACCUGUAGGCUUUUUGUUUUCGUUAAGAGAUGACGCUGUUGUUGCUGUUGUUAUCUGGGCUGUACACAGGAACCUGGUGUGUAAAAACACUGUAAUUAAAAUCCAUGCUGGGGGAAAAAUAAAAUGCACCAGUCUUACUGAAACCUAAAGCAGAGGCCUUCAGUUUGUAGGGCCUCAGUUCUGUGGUGAGGCCCUGAACGCUUUCUGCUGUCCCGGACCAGUCAAAAUGUACCCGGUGGCUUUUUUUUUUUUAUUUAAAAAAAAAAAACGUGACGUUGCCUCCGUGGUGCUGUGGAAAUAAAAGCUUCAGCGGUUUGUAUUCAAUGUGGUUACGUAAUUUACAAAUAAACAAAUAAAAUGAAAAAGCGUGAUCGUUUUCUCCGUACGCGUGCGAACGAUUCCUCGGCCCGAUCGGGGGACUGAAAGAAUUCGACAGCGUUUAAAUCAUUAACACUGUAAACUUAUUUACAAACAGUCCUGUAAACAAUUUUUCCCGCUUUUCAGUGUUCAUUUUUGUAGACGAUAAAAUAAAAGCCCCUUUUUUUUUUUCUUUCUUUUUUUUUUAAAGGUUGAUUGUUAAAUGCAGUUUGUUAGUAAACCGUGUCGUGUAUGGUAGAAACGUCUAGGAGUAUCGCGAUACGGUCAUUUAUUUCUGUCGCACCGUCCGACACGAGGACUCUCCACCCGCUCGUCGUGCGAACACGGGGUACGAGAUCUACUAUACACGUGUACAUAAUCCCAAAUAAAACUCGACGAGUCAGGGAAAAGGAUAAAAUAGUUUUUAUUUAUAGUCUCGUAGUUAAAGGUAGGCCUCAAUUUUGCAAGACGAUUGGCUGGCGGUAUGUACGACAUACCGGUCACUUCCGUGGAACGGAAUCAAUUUAAGGAGGUGCUAUGAGGGGGGAAAAAAAUGGAUAAAAUUAUUUUUUUUAAUAUAUACACACAACUUAUAAACAUGAACAUUUUUUUUUUUUUAAAAAAGGAGUGAAUGGGAGGUGCGUCAAAAAAUCAAUCAGCAUGGACAUGUUGUUUUCCCUGAAGACAUUUUGUUUUCUAAACUGUGGCGAUGGGGGGAAAAAACAAAAAAAAACAUUUUAUUAAAUUUAAUUUCCCCAAAAUUGCAUGAAACGUACAAAACCCAGUACAUAUAAUAUCUAUCUAUAUAUCUAUAAUGUGUAUAUAUAUAUAUAUAUAUAUAUAUCUAUAGGGGAGAAUAUAAAUUAAUGUAUUCCUUUAUAUAAAAAAAACGUUCAGCUAUCUCUCACUAACUCACUCACUAAUUCACGAUAAAACAACUUAAGAAAAUUUGAUUCAUUUAUUAUUAUUUUUUUAAAACCAAAUUUAGUCAGUGAUUUGAUCAGAUUCGAUCGGUCUGCGUUCGCGUAGUAGAACGUUCUCUUGUGGAAAAGUACAAAUAUUUAGAAAGAUGACCCAACCGCUCCUUUGUGGAACGGUCACGCUAAGGGUAAGUACUCGGAUGAUUAUGAUGUUUGUUUGUUUUUUUUUUUUGCUUUUUUUUGCUUUUUUUGUUCUUUUUAACAUGUACAAAAAAAAAAAAAAGAA
Messenger RNA from Ictalurus punctatus (channel catfish), 2951 nucleotides. RefSeq names its product farnesyltransferase, CAAX box, beta (gene fntb). Gene Ontology annotation, molecular function: protein farnesyltransferase activity. Gene Ontology annotation, biological process: protein farnesylation. Bases 149 to 1396 code for a protein of 415 amino acids. The record is from RefSeq and is a predicted model, not a curated record. The transcript has 12 exons. Gene Ontology annotation, cellular component: protein farnesyltransferase complex. NCBI's taxonomy places the organism in Eukaryota, Metazoa, Chordata, Actinopteri, Siluriformes, Ictaluridae.